AUGUUUCAAAGAGAAAAAAAUGGUAGUUCCUUAUUUCAAAGUUUUAACAGCGGUUAUAGUAAGGAAGUUACUUAUACAAAAAACCAAAUUUUUACAAGUAAAAUUCAUCAUUUGGAAAAUUUAUCUGAACAAAUCAAUGUAAUAGAAGUUAAAAAUGUGUUAGAAGAAGAACAAGAAGCAUUUCACAGUAAACCUUAUGAUUUUAACAUUCCAGAUGAUAUUAACGAUUUUAUUAAUGGUUCAGGUAGUAAAAGUCAUUCAUCAAUAACAAGCAUUAGGAAUAGCGUUAGUAACAAGUUUAAAGAAAUAUUUAAAUUACAAAAAAAUUCAAAUGAAGAUAUUCAAAGUAAUUCGAAAGGAAAAGCUAAACAGCAGAAUAAUGAUAAUGAUGUAUAA
Messenger RNA from Funneliformis mosseae, 396 nucleotides. NCBI's taxonomy places the organism in Eukaryota, Fungi, Glomeromycota, Glomeromycetes, Glomerales, Glomeraceae. The record is from the annotation of a GenBank genome assembly.